AUGUUGCAAAGCUGGCGCCAAGCCCUCUGGGCUCUUCUCCUUCUCGUGUCUGUCGCUCAGGCCCAAUUCAACUUCUUCGACCAGAUGUUCGGAGGCGGCGAGCAACAACGCCAACAGCAGCGGUCGCAGAACAGUCCCAGUGACAGUGAUCGGUACCAACAGAUGUGGAAUGGAGCACAAUGCGACCACUACCUCUGCCCCGGAACUCUUGCUUGCGUACACUUCCCACACCACUGCCCAUGCCCCCACCCUAAUGUCGAGGAGAAGGUCGAACUUGGAGAAGGAAGUGCUGUUUGUGUGUCGAAGGGAGGGUUCAAGGCAGGCGAAGCUGCGCGGAAAAUUGAAUUGGCUCGCAAGGGUCUUUUGUGA
Messenger RNA from Penicillium mononematosum, 369 nucleotides. It is a transcript of the gene lcl2, whose product is annotated as protein lcl2. NCBI's taxonomy places the organism in Eukaryota, Fungi, Ascomycota, Eurotiomycetes, Eurotiales, Aspergillaceae. The transcript is spliced from 2 exons. The record is from RefSeq and is a predicted model, not a curated record. The coding region runs from base 1 to 369 and encodes 122 amino acids.